Plasmodium relictum is the source of this 546-nucleotide messenger RNA. RefSeq names its product conserved Plasmodium protein, unknown function. The record is from RefSeq and is a predicted model, not a curated record. The transcript is spliced from 3 exons. The coding region runs from base 1 to 546 and encodes 181 amino acids. Lineage: Eukaryota; Apicomplexa; Aconoidasida; Haemosporida; Plasmodiidae.
AUGAGAUCAGCACUUUAUAACGAUAUUAACAAACAAAUUGAAACUUUGCAGAAAAAAAUUGAAAAAUAUAAUAAAAUUAUUGACGAAAAUAAUAAAAAAAACAAACAUUUAAGUGAAUAUGAUUUAUUAAUAUUGAAUGGGAAAUAUACAAGAAAAGUUCUUAAAGAAGAAAAAAAUUUAAAUGAAUUGAAAGAAAUGAAAAAGAAUGAUAACAAAAAUAACUAUUUUAGUAAAAUAAGUGAUACAAUUAUUUUAUGUUUAUGUUCAAAAAAUAAAUUAAUUAGACAUAUAAAAAAUCAAAUAUAUGUCGUAUUUAUUUUCUUAAUUUUAAAUUAUUUUACUAAUAAUAACUUAAGAGAAUCAUGUUUAAAAAUUCAUUCCCAUUUAAAAUUUCAAAAUAAUUUUAAAAUAACACCUUCAGAUCCUUGCAGAAAUAAUUUACUUCAUUUCUUAGGUGGCUACAACAUUACAAACUUAUUUUUCUUCACAAUGAAGCAAAAUUUUAUUAAUUUAUUUUCAUUGAUCAAAAGAAAGCAUAUUCAAUAA